Molecule: messenger RNA, 3497 nt
Organism: Panicum virgatum (switchgrass)
Lineage: Eukaryota; Viridiplantae; Streptophyta; Magnoliopsida; Poales; Poaceae
Product: pentatricopeptide repeat-containing protein At5g38730-like
Exons: 10
Coding region: 84-1799 (571 amino acids)
Molecular function (GO): protein binding
Source: RefSeq, a predicted model, not a curated record
GUUUGGUUUGCAUCAUAUUGAUAUGUUCCCAUUAUCAAACGCCCCCCUUCCCGCCAGAGCAGAGCAGGGGAGCAGACCCCGCCAUGGCCGCCGCCGACCUCUCCCGACCGCUCUGCGCCGCCGUCAUCAAAUCCUCCUUCCGCCCCCACCUCCCGCUCCUCGCCGCCGCUCCCGCACUCCUUCAACGCCUCUCCCCGCUCCCUUCCGCCGCGCUCGCCUUCUUCCGCGCCCUGCCGCCGCCGCACCCGCUCGACGCCUCCCUCGCGCUCCUCCGCCUCCUCGCGCCGCACCCGCGCCACCACCCCGCUGCCCGCGCCCUCCUCCGCGACCUCGCCUUGCGCCACCCGCUAUCCUCCCCGCUCAUGCUUCCCUCCCUCCUCGCCGACCACCACCCCCACGUCCCCAGCUGGCUCCUCCUCCUCCUCUCCCAGUCCGCACGCCCCGACGACGCCGUCCGGGUGUUCGACCAGAUGCGCGCCCGGGGCCUCGCCCCCGACGCCCACGCCUGCACCGCGCUCCUCACCGCGCUCGCCAGGGCCCGGAUGACGGCCACCGCGCGCAGGGUGUUCGACGAAAUGGCCAGGGCCGGCGUCGCCAUCAACACCCACGUCUGCAACGCCAUGCUGCACGUCUGCCUCAAGGCUGGGGACGCCGCGCGCGCCGAGGCGCUCAUCACCAGGAUGGACGCGGCUGCCGUGCCCUUGGACCGCUUCUCUUUCAACACCAUCAUCGCCCUCUACUGCAGGAAGGGGAUGAGGUACGAGGCCAUGUGCGUGCGGGAGCGCAUGCAAAACCAAGGGAUACGGGCGGACACCGUCACAUGGAACUCCUUGAUCCACGGGUUGUGCAAGGAUGGCAGGGUGAAGGAGGCGGCUCGGCUGCUUACUGAGAUGAUUGCAGCGCAGGUUCCGCCAGACAAUGUCACCUACACCACACUCAUUGAUGGGUACUGUCGGGCAGGCGAUAUCGGGGAGGCGGUCAAGCUGCGAGGGGAGAUGGAGGCGAGGGGGAUGCUCCCAGGGGUCGCCACUUACAAUGCCAUUCUCAGGAAGCUCUGUGAGGAUGGCAACAUCAACGAGGUCAAUCAGUUGCUUAAUGAGAUGGAUGGGAGGAAGGUGCAGGCUGAUCAUGUCACCUGCAACACGCUAAUCAAUGCUUACUGCAAGAGAGGGGAUAUGGCUUCAGCAUGCAAGGUCAGGAGGAAGAUGUUGGAGUCCGGGCUGCAGCUGAAUCAGUUCACCUACAAGGCUCUCAUCCAUGGAUUCUGCAAGGCCAAGGAGCUGGACAAAGCCAAGGAAGCCUUGUUUGAGAUGGUCGAUGCAGGUUUUUCACCCAACUAUAGUGUAUUCUCCUGGCUUGUCGAUGGUUUCUGCAAGAAGAAUAGCGCAGGCGCAGUACUGCUCAUCCCUGAUGAGCUUAUGAGAAGAGGCCAUCCACCAGAUAAAGCAGUAUAUAGGUCGCUAAUUCGAAGGCUUUGCAGAAAAGGCUUGGUUGACCAGGCACAAAAAGUAUUUGAUCAGAUGCAAGGCAAAGGUUUAGUAGGUGACAGUCUAGUAUAUGCCACACUUGCCUAUGCAUAUCUGACCGAAGGAAAGCCAGCUGCCGCUUCGAAUACUUUGGAUGACAUGGCGAAGAAUCAAUUGCAUAUAACACCCCAGAUUUACAAAUGCCUGUGCACAUCUUAUUCUGAUGAGAAGGAAACCCUUAAUAUGUUGUGGGUUCGCGCUAUCGAAAGAGGCCUAAUAACAAAGAUUGUUUUCAAAUUGCUGCACCAAGCAAGGCUGCUGGAAUCAACGUAGCCUGCAUGCUCCUGCUCCAAGGCCAGACUAUCUAGAGGCUACCCUUGAUUGAUACUUGAGUGCAGAGUUACAAUUCUAUGACCAAGUCCAUUUGGUCCCUUCAUGAUUUUCGACCGUACAAGCGCUGUAAUGAAGUUAGGUGCGUCGUAAGUCGCUUCCUAAGCGUUUUGGGGCGAAUGGACAAUCCAUGCUGCUGACCCACUUGAGCUUGUUUGUGGACCUGACUACUUGGCUGGCCCAAGACUGCCCAGGCCCUUGACAUGAAAAUAGGCAACCCAGCCCCAGUCAAGGCCCAGGCAAAUAGCAAGGGGUCGGCGCGGCGGAAUUAGGAAGAAGAUAAGCUCUUCCUCUUCCUCUACCUCGGGGUCCCGGCGUUCCCGCGGCUGUGAAAGUGAAACGAAAAGACGAUGCCACGGCUACUCCCGCCGCUUGCUAAAACCCCUCUCCUCGGGGUCCCGGCGUUCCCGCGGCCGCCGCCACCACCUCGUCCUCUCCGCAUCUUCAUACCCGCAGCCGUCGCGGGGAGAGGUAGUGCCGGGGAGAACGCGGCGGCGGCUUCCGGGACGACGGCGAGGGAGCGCCGCUUGGUAAAGGUGCGGGAGGAGCGCCGCCGCCGCGACCACGACCGCGAGCACACCUACCCCGGAUGGGCCAGGGUCCUGGAGAAUGCCUGUAGGGAUGACGACGAGCUCCGCGCCAUUCUUGGUGAUAGCAUCGGGAACCCAGAGCUCAUGAAGCAAAGGAUCCAGGAAAGGGUGCGCAAGAAAGGCAGGGCUCAAUUCAAUAAAUCCAAGACAGGGUCCAUUUUUGCUUUCAAAGUCAGCUUCCGAGACUUCAACCCAUUGAAUUCAUUCAUUUGGUUUGAGCUCUUUGGAGAACCAACAGAUCGAGAUGUUGACCUGCUCGGCGGUGUAAAGUGACUUGAUACAGUUUGAUUGCAUUCUCAUUAUCCAGAAAACAACACUCUUUCUUGACAUGAAGUAUUCUUCACAGGUAAUUCAGGCUUGGUAUGUAAUGGGAAGGCUAGGAGCUUAUAAUUCUUCAAAUUUGCAGCUGGCCAACUCAAUGUUGGACUACAAUCCUUCAUAUGAUUCUGACGAAGCUUCAUCAGUAAUGCCAUCAUCUUUCCAUGAUAUCAGUGAUGUUGAGUUCCAAGACAAUUGGGCUAGGGUUCGGGUGGACCUUGGAACCUCAGAUUACCUUGCACUGGAUGUAUUACUGAACUGCCUAACACAGUUGAGCUCAGAACACUUGGGCAUCAAACAAGUUGUUUUUGGCGGCAAAAGAAUGGGCGACUGGGAAGAGGGCAUGACAAGCUCUGAUUAUGGAUACAAGCACUUCAAGAUAUAAUAGUUUGUGAGCGACAUUCGAUGGUGAUGCAAACCCUGUUUGUCCUUAUCUGCUAGAGAUUUUGCUCCUCUAGAUGCACGUACCCAUUGUGGCAGAGAAAUUUUGCUGAUGACCAACUUAACUCAAGAUUGUGCCUGAAUUUGGAUCUGCUCUUGGAUGUAACUAAUUGAUUUUUUAUCAUAGGUUAUAUUGUCGUAACCGCACUGGAUCCAACGUUCUGAAAAGGAAAAAAAAAAGAUACUGCUCAAAUUAGAACUAACAGAAAGAGUAAGUAGAAAAUAUGAAUAAUGGCAUUGGUGAUGUUUGAGACGUGUCUUUUUCUGUAUGAUUGAAAUAUCUUUUUCUGUA